This is a messenger RNA of Aspergillus vadensis CBS 113365, 701 nucleotides long. RefSeq lists its product as uncharacterized. The record is from RefSeq and is a predicted model, not a curated record. Bases 84 to 572 code for a protein of 162 amino acids. NCBI's taxonomy places the organism in Eukaryota, Fungi, Ascomycota, Eurotiomycetes, Eurotiales, Aspergillaceae. The transcript is spliced from 2 exons.
AGAUAGCUGCAGCAGAGACCUGGCAUAUCAUACUUCAAAUGGGAUAGCGGCGAGAUCCGAUCCACGGUUGUCUUACCUAAGGAAUGUUCCCCGCCUUGACCUCGGCUUUACCCUUGACAUUGGAUCGAUCUACUUCCAGCUUCAGCAGUAUCUUCUACCUGGCACCUAUAUCUCGAUACCUCUUCGCUUCUCUCGGCUUGUCACCGGAGGCCAUCGCCAUAGAUGAGCGACUUUUGGGGGCUUUGCGCUCGUCUUGGUCACAAAGUCACCCGGUGGUUCUAGUAAUCACGUCGGUCUCAAGUUUUGUCCGGCUCAAAAACUCAAAUUUUUUGUAUCUCUUAUCAGAGAUGUCCGAUACCAGGGCUGCUCGGCUUGCCGCUCAGAGAUCCUCUCCACCACCCGCUAAUUACAUACAUGUAGCUCAUUCCCCCGAGCAGGUUGCUCCAAUAUUAGAGGCUCCUCAGGGCGCCGACUACCUACCAGAAGUGACUGCCACGCAUGUUGAGAAAGAAGACAAUGUCCUGGCUUACCUUGCGACGAAAGAGUUCUACAUUACCCUUUUUCUUGGGUAAGUGCUACAGUUGGAGUUGCUUGGAGCACCAAGCACGUUCAGUACACUACUAGUCAGCGAGGGAACCUCAAUUCCGGCUUUUCAGACAUUCUUCAACUACUUUCUACUCAACGCUAUCUUUACCCCAUAU